Messenger RNA from Wyeomyia smithii (pitcher-plant mosquito), 4138 nucleotides. RefSeq names its product zinc finger protein 729-like. The transcript is spliced from 10 exons. Gene Ontology annotation, molecular function: DNA-binding transcription factor activity, RNA polymerase II-specific; zinc ion binding; RNA polymerase II transcription regulatory region sequence-specific DNA binding. Bases 169 to 3903 code for a protein of 1244 amino acids. Lineage: Eukaryota; Metazoa; Arthropoda; Insecta; Diptera; Culicidae. Gene Ontology annotation, cellular component: nucleus. Gene Ontology annotation, biological process: regulation of transcription by RNA polymerase II. The record is from RefSeq and is a predicted model, not a curated record.
UUGCUUUGACACUUUCGUAGGAAUCCUUAUGUUUACAUUCGUUCCAAUUGUUAAAAAUAGUAAAUUGUGUAUUUCCAGUUAUUUUGUAUGAAAUAGGUUAAUAAUGUUAUUAUGAGUUUCAUAGAAGUGCAGAAAUAAUAUAUUAUUUACAACUCAAAUCAAUUAAAGAUGACCGCACUGGCCUGCCUCACCUGUACGAAGUCAACCGAACCGUCGCUAUCGGUUACCAUUGGGGAACACGAUAACGUCCAAGCUGCACUGUACAAAUAUUUUUGGUUCACCGAAGACGAACGACACAGAGGAUACCUAUGCCAAUGCUGCUGGAUCAAGAUAGAGGACUUUCACCGUUUCUACUGUGACAUCGAAAAGGCGCAUGGCUAUUCAGAGUACAAAAUACCUACCCAGUAUAUGUUGGUGAAGGAAGAACCAGUCUCCGCCCUCGACACAGUGGUCACAGUGGUUGCACCAGAUGUUCUAGACGUUCCCGAGCCACUAAAGUGCGAGGAUGAGGAUAGUGUUAAAUCGGAUUCGAACGACGACGCAGAAGGCAAAGUUAAGCCAGAGCAUUCAGUUUCAGAAGCCGAGAGCGAUCAGUCGGCCGAUGAGGAAACUCCAUUGGCUAGCAGGAAAACCCGUACAAAGCGCUGCAUCGCAGACGAUGCAUUAAUCAGCGAGCGAAUCGAUUUAAAGUGUGACAGUUGCUCGCAAGAUUUCGGUACCUUCGAGGCGGUCCAGGAGCAUUCACUUGAGGAGCACCUAAAACGAGCGCUCGUUUACUGCUGUAAACUAAAAUUUAGCAGAAAGAGCCGACUGGUGGAUCAUCUUCGUCUCCAUGUGAAUCCUGCCCAGUUCCAGUGUGACAAGUGCUCUAGAUGCUUACCGAACAGUGAAGCACUAAGUCAUCACAAAGACACCGUCCACGGUUCUCAGCCACUUGAGUGUAGUUAUUGUGGAAAAACAUUUUCCCGGGCGAAAAGUUUGGCCAUUCACGAAAAACACCACCAAAGAAAGUGGAAAUGCCUUUUCUGCAAGAAAUACUUCGCAAGUGAUGCGUCCCUACGGGUGCACAACAGCAAAUUCCACCGGGAAGGGCCAUCGUCCGUCAAAAGCGAAGACGAAACAUCGGCGGCGGAAAGCACUAACCAUGAAAGGGACCUCUCGGGAGGUGACGGUGAUGGUGAUCCGGAUUUCGAAGAUGAUGCUAAGCCGAGGGCGAAGCGUCGAAGACGGAGCGGGAUUUCUAAGGGGCCUCCGAGACCUGCAGAUUGGGCACAAAAAGCUCAGCAAUUGAUUGCGAAAUAUAUCAGCUUAGAGUGUGACACUUGCGGGCACAAAUUUGCCACAUUCGAAGAGCUGGAACAGCAUGGCCUAGCGCAGCACGAGAAAAAAGUUUACGUGUUCUGCUGCGAGUACAAAUUCUCCCGAAAGUGCCGUCUAAUGGACCACCUGCAGUACCAUGAAAACCCCAGCAAAUAUCAGUGCGAUGUUUGCUCUAAGCAGUUUCAGAACAGUGAAUCCUUCAAGAGACACAAGGAUCUGGCCCACCGUGAGCAGGUGGAAAAAACGCUCCAGUGCAGUAUGUGUCCGAAAACGUUCGCAUUUCCGCGUUCGUUGCGGUUGCACGAAAAGUAUCACCGAUCGCUGAGCGAGAAAAAGUGGUACUGCGAAAGUUGCGACAAAUCGUUCGCCUGGGAGACGCUCCUACGGCAGCAUAACCGCAUCAACCAUUCCGUGCGGGAGUUCGAGCACGUGUGCCACAUCUGCGCGAAGGGCUACCACACACUGUCCUCGUACCGGUCGCACGUUGCGUCGCAUGACGCGAACUACAAGCGGGAAAAGGCACCGGAAGAGCUGGAGCGCGUGCAGUGUACGAUUUGUGAGAGUUGGGUAUUUAAAAAAGGCUUGCGAAAGCAUAUGCGCAAUCACACCGGCAGUCAGACGUGCGACUUUUGCGGUCAGGUGUGCAAGAGCAUCGUGACGCUGCAGUAUCAUAUGGCACAGCACAAGAAAGCCGAUCUGGCGUGCUCGGUUUGUGAGAAAACUUUCAAGCGGGAGAUCAGUUUGAAGGAACAUAUGGCCUCACACACGGGCGAAGUUCUAUAUACGUGCGACUUCUGUGGGAAAACGUUCAACUCUAACGCAAAUUGGUCUUCGCACCGUAAAAAGACACACCCGAAGGAGUGGCUGGAGGAUAAGAUACGCAAAAAUCCCCAUAUACAGCUGGAAGAAGGCCACAAGUUGUUGGAACAAUGGCAGAAGCAAAUUUCCUGGAUGAAGGGAGAUUCAUUUGACACAAACGAUUGUUUACUUUUCGUCACGGUGAAAACGGAGAAAUAUAAGAUAUUGAAUUGCAAAAAAUAUACUAACUCAUGUUUGAAUAAUUUGUUUGCGUUUAAAAAUUCAACUAAAAGAAUGAGCCAGAACAUGGCCUCACCAAUUUGUCUUACCUGUGCCGAAGCAACUGAUCCUAUUUUUGCAAUGCCGAUUGUUGAGAAUGAAGGCAUUCAAACUGCUCUAUCUAAGCUUUUCUGGUUUACCGCCAGUCAAUAUAGCAACAGCAUUUUGUGUCAGACAUGCUGGAAAAAGAUAGUUGACUUUUACCAAUUUUAUGUUGAUGUCGAGAGAAUUCAUUUCCAACAAGAGAACAAACUGCAUCUCCAGCUAGGAUCACUGAAGCAAGAAUCGUACGAUCCAGAGCUGGACGGUACGUUCGAGGAACAACCUUUGUCGCAAGAAGUCAACGUUGGCGAAACGUUGGUAAAAGCGGAAGCUUUUGUUAGUUGCUUCUAUGAGGAGGAAGGAGUGGUUAAUGUCGAGGAACCAGUUUUGUCUCAUGAUGAAUAUUUCGAGAGUACAUCGGCGGAAACUAUAGGCGGUGAGCCGAAACUACUGAAGAAGCGCGUGCGCCCGAGGAAGCGUCCACCGCAGCCAAUCAGCGAGCAAGUCAUUGCCCAGCACAUUAACUUGGAGUGCGAUUCGUGCGCGCAGAAGUUCGACUCAUUCAACGACUUGCAAAGGCACUCGACAACGGAGCACAACAAGCUGUCGUACGUUUUCUGUUGCGAUUUCAAGUUCUGUCGGAAGCCACGUCUGAUUGACCAUCUGCUGUAUCACAUGAACCCAGGCAGCUUUCAGUGUGAAAUAUGUUCGAAGCAGUUCCUGAACCGGGAAUCAUUGAAACGACACAAAGACACCGCCCACACGAACGUUAUUGAGGCUGUUCUGAAGUGUAGUUUUUGUCCUAAAACCUUUACGCGCCAGAAGACUCUCCACGUGCACGAGAAGUAUCACCGCAAGCUGAAGGAGAACAAGUGGCACUGUGAGAUCUGUGAUAAGUAUUUUGCGUAUGAGUCCAUUCUGCAGGGUCACAACGAGAGGAAACACUCGACGAAGGAAUUCAAGCUGGUGUGCCACGUGUGUGCCAAGGGUUUCCACACGCAGGUUUCAUACACGUCACAUAUGGCAUGCCACGACGAUAGUCUGAAGCGCAGUAAGCAACCAGCGGACUUCGAACGAGUGCAGUGCACCGAGUGCACCAGCUGGAUUCUUAAAAAUAAUAUAAAAAAACAUAUGCUUGUGCAUUCCGGCACACAAACGUGCGAACACUGUGGCCAGGAAUGUAAAAGUAUUAUGGCACUGCGGUAUCACCGCGCCCAGCAUCGGGCAGCCAUUAUAGAGUGCACAAUCUGCGGUAAGACGUUCAAGCAGCAGCUCUCUUUGAAGGAGCACAUGACAACCCACACCGGUGAAGUGCUGUACAGUUGUGAUUUUUGUGAUAAAACGUUCAAUUCCAAAGCCAAUCGGGCAGCUCAUCGUAAAAAGAUACACCCGAGGGAGUGGUUAGAAGAUAAGCUGCGGAAAACCCCCGGUUUUCAGAUGCCAGUACCGGAGAAGCCGCUGUAGAGGAAGAUGGAGUAAAUUUUCUGAUGGCUCACAAGUUGUGAAUAAAACAUAUGCAUUUGGUUCUUGCAACUGCAAGAACAUGCCUCGUAAUUCGAUAUAAAAGCCCUCUAUAUCUUUCCCUCUGAUGAACACAACGUGCAACGUUUUUUAGAUUCCUUCCUUACAGCGUUGAUAAUACGAAGUACAGUAACAGUGUUAAAUAUAAUUAAAAUAGUCAACUAAUUACUCACCCUUA